Molecule: messenger RNA, 1097 nt
Organism: Portunus trituberculatus (swimming crab)
Lineage: Eukaryota; Metazoa; Arthropoda; Malacostraca; Decapoda; Portunidae
Product: serine/threonine-protein phosphatase 6 regulatory ankyrin repeat subunit C-like
Exons: 5
Coding region: 1-1068 (355 amino acids)
Biological process (GO): positive regulation of transcription by RNA polymerase II
Cellular component (GO): nucleus
Molecular function (GO): transcription cis-regulatory region binding; protein binding
Source: RefSeq, a predicted model, not a curated record
AUGGCCCGGGAGAAGCUUCACUCAGCAGCUACAGAGGGAGACACAGACCUGCUGAGCGCCCUACUGAUGGAAGGCGCCUCUGCUGACACACUCGACGCGCGCUGCCAAACACCCCUGCACCUGUCAGCCAAGGCCGGACAGCUGCCAGCGGUGUGCCUCCUGCUGGACCACGGCGCCAGCGUGCAUAGCCAAGAUAUAGACGCGCGUACGCCCCUGCACACGGCCGUAGAGUCAGCAGAGGUCAGCGUAGUGGAGAGACUGCUGACGGAGGGCGCUGACAUCGGGGCGAGAGAGAGAGUGAGAGGGCGCACACCUUUCCACAUUGCUACUGUUUCAAAUAAUGUGGAAAUUCUGAAGCUCUCUCUCAGGCAUGGCGUGACGGGCGUGGGCGAGGACACACACGCCCUCCACUACAGCGCCUCCGUGGGCAGUGUGGCGGCGAUAGACCUACUCCUCGAUAAUGGCCAGAACAUCAACCAGGCAGACAGUGAAGGCCGCACACCGCUCCACCACGCGAUAUGUUCCGGCCACGAGGAGGCAGUACUGCACCUCCUGGCCCGGGGAUGCAGCCUGAGUGUGUGUGACAGGACGGGAGCCACGCCACUGCACUACGCGGUCAGGUGGGGCGGCUCCGAUGCUGUGCUGAGGCGAAUGGUCAAAGCUGGGUGUCCUAUCAACGCGACGGACAGACUUGGAAGGACUCCGCUACACUAUGCUGCCAGUAAGAAAUCCAUUAUGUCUGAUCUGUACAUCUUGAUAAACAACGGUGCUAUGCUAAAUGUAGCGGACGCGCGAGGGCUGACACCGCUACACUUAGCAUCCAGACUGGGAAACGAGAGCUUGGUGCGAAUAUUGCUGGAAAAUGAUGCAGUUUUCGACCUUAAGGACGUGGACAGCUUCUUGCCCCUAGAUCAUGCUAGGGAGAAUGACCACAAGAAUAUUAUUAAGAGGCUGGAGAAUGUAGCGAGAUUAAGACGAAGAGAGAAUUGUGAUAAAUACAAGGAGAAGGAGAAGGAGAAGGAGAAGGAGAAGAAGGAAGAGGAGGAGGAAAGUAGAGGGUGCUGUUAGUGGUGGUGGUGGUGGUGGUGGUAGUAUUA